Messenger RNA from Lodderomyces parapsilosis, 546 nucleotides. RefSeq lists its product as uncharacterized. Gene Ontology annotation, biological process: mitochondrial respiratory chain complex I assembly. The coding region runs from base 1 to 546 and encodes 181 amino acids. The transcript has a single exon. Lineage: Eukaryota; Fungi; Ascomycota; Pichiomycetes; Serinales; Debaryomycetaceae. The record is from RefSeq and is a predicted model, not a curated record. Gene Ontology annotation, cellular component: membrane.
AUGGACAUUAUCAAACAAAAACAUCCUGCUUGGAAGAGACUACUACACAAAUGGCAAGCAAGAAGAGAUAUUCCCUUUCGGCGCAAAUUCUUUAUCGGAUACGACCUAUACGGAAACACCUAUUGGGAAUUUACACUCGAUGGCAACAUGACUCGAUUACGUCGUAAAUUAGAACCAUACAAGGAAGAGAUUUUCAAAGUUGAUUAUUUCAAAACCAUACCACCACAAUGGCUUCAAUGGUUGAGAAGAACAAGAUUUGAUGCGCCAAGUUUAGAUGAAUUGGUACUGGACCAAUUACGACAACAACGAUUGAAAAUAUUGGCAAGACAAGCGGAUGAAAAAUGGCAAUUGGAAAAAUUGAGAUUGGAAGAGGAGAAUAAGGUGAAGUUGCAACAUGAAUUACAAAGAGCUGAAUUGGAUAAUGCACCUAGGAUCACUGAAGGAACAGAAGAGCCACAAGUGACUGAAACCAAUGAUCCUUGGAAACAAGCUGACGAGUCUAAGGGCGAUAAUCCUAUCGAAUCAGCUACCAUCAAGCCACGUUGA